Messenger RNA from Fundulus heteroclitus (mummichog), 3796 nucleotides. It is a transcript of the gene pou6f2, whose product is annotated as POU class 6 homeobox 2. Gene Ontology annotation, biological process: regulation of transcription by RNA polymerase II. The record is from RefSeq and is a predicted model, not a curated record. The transcript is spliced from 10 exons. The coding region runs from base 122 to 2110 and encodes 662 amino acids. Lineage: Eukaryota; Metazoa; Chordata; Actinopteri; Cyprinodontiformes; Fundulidae. Gene Ontology annotation, molecular function: RNA polymerase II cis-regulatory region sequence-specific DNA binding; DNA-binding transcription factor activity, RNA polymerase II-specific.
GACAAUCCCGGAGCAAGGUGUUGAAAGAAGGCUUUUCAGAUAGUGGUCGUCUCGCCAGCUCCUUUGUCACGCCGCUGACAGCCCGAGUCCAGAUGAAUGCCAAAGCUCCCAUCAGGAUCCGAUGAUUACAGGGCAGCUGAGCAAGCCGCUGCUCUCCCUGCGCAGCGACAUGAGCGCGGCAGAACUCCGGGCGGACGACAAAGCGGCCACCCCAGACAGCGAUCUGAACGACGAGCCCCUGCUCCUGCCCUCCGAGGCCACGGACAGAGAGGGCACUCCCAACAAGCUGUAUGGAGUUCGUGACGGAUCAGUUCAGUCUGACGCCAGCAGCAGUCCGUCUGAGCAGAGUCAGCUGGGACAGUCUCACCCUGGGUACCCGAUGGGCCCGCAGUCUCUCCUGGUGGCCCAGCAGCUGGCCAACGCAGUGGGCGGCGUGAUGUCCGGGGCGGCGCCAGGCAUGAACCAGCCCAUCCUCAUCCCAUUCAACACGGGCGGACACCUCGGCGGGCAGCAGGGCCUGGUGCUGUCCCUGCCCACGGCCAACAUCCAGAGCCUGGUGGCUGCUGCCGCUGCGGGGGGAAUCAUGACGCUCCCCCUCCAGAACCUGCAAGCUACCUCAACACUGAACUCCCAGCUCCAGCACCUGCAGCAGCUCCAGCAAAUGCAGCAGCACCACCAGCAGCAGCAGCAGCAGCAGCAGCAGCAGCACCACCAUCACCACCACCAACAACAGACCCACUCCCACGCCCAGAACCAGCUGCCACCCCAGCAUCACAUGACCCCACCCAGCCAGCAGCAGACCUCUGUACCAUCUCCAGGUUCCACCUGCUCCUCCACCUCUGGACACCCGCAGCAGUCCCCACCACAGCGGCCGAACCAUUCGCCGGCUCGCAGCCUCCCUUCCCCUGUCACUCCGCCCAUGCCUCUGCCGCUGAACCCACUGGCCAGCCAGGCAGCGGUGGCAGCAGCAGCCGCCAUGGGGUCCAUCGCCGGCUCUCAGGUGUUCAGCAACACCCUAUCAAACCUGCAAGGAGCCACCGGGCAGCUUGUCACAAAUGCACAAGGACAGAUAAUUGGAACAAUCCCACUGAUGCCCAACUCUGCAGGGCCCUCCAGCCAAUCAGGGGGUGGCAACCCAGCACUGCAGGUACAGCCAAUUACGCCUCAGCUUCUGACCAACGCUCAAGGCCAGAUCAUCGCCACAGUGAUCGGCAAUCAGAUCCUGCCUGUCAUCAACACCCAGGGAAUCACGCUGUCACCAAUCAAGCCCGGACAGCAGCUGCCUCAGGCUCAGCAGGGUCAGACAGGCCCUGCAUCGUCUCAAGCCAACCUGCUCCACAUGCCCCACCGACAGAGUCCUCUACACCAGGCCUCCUCCUCCUCCUCCACCUCCUCAUCUUCCUCAGCUCUCAGCGUGGGGCAGCUGGUCAGCAACCCGCAAACUGCCCCCAGCGAGGUGGACGGGGUCAACCUGGAGGAGAUCCGCGAGUUCGCCAAAGCAUUCAAGAUCCGCCGGCUGUCCCUGGGCCUGACGCAGACCCAGGUGGGCCAGGCGCUCAGCGCCGCCGAGGGGCCGGCGUACAGCCAGUCCGCCAUAUGCAGACACACCAUCCUGAGAAGCCACUUUUUCCUACCACAGGAAGCCCAAGAGAACACUAUAGGUAGCAGUCUGACAGGCAAACUGAACCCUGGCCUUUUAUAUCCUGCCAGGUUUGAGAAGUUGGACAUCACCCCUAAAAGCGCCCAGAAGAUUAAGCCUGUUCUGGAGCGCUGGAUGGCCGAGGCUGAAGCCCGCCACCGAUCCGGCAUGCAGAACCUGACUGAGUUUAUUGGGAGCGAGCCCUCAAAAAAACGCAAGCGGCGGACCUCUUUCACCCCGCAGGCGCUGGAGAUCCUCAACAGCCACUUUGAGAAGAACACGCACCCCUCUGGACAGGAAAUGACGGAGAUAGCGGAGAAACUGAACUAUGACAGGGAGGUGGUGCGCGUGUGGUUCUGCAACAAGAGGCAAGCCCUGAAAAACACGAUAAAGCGCUUGAAACAGCCCGACCUCGGCAUGGCCACGCCACUGGACCCUCUCACCGACUCUCUGGAGGAGCUGCCCAAGUGACCGGCCGCUUUCAGCGCGUAAAAAGCGGCAGCCGUUACAAAACGAAAGCAAAGGAAAAACGGAAGCGGAUGAGGACUGAAAAAAAAAAACCGUUGCCGAGUCACCGGGAAGGAGGAGAAACUUUGUGUUGUCAAUGUGAUCACCACAGUUCUGUAAAUGACCUCUGCGCAAACCAAAAACAUGAAAAAGAGAUUAAUAUGUGAGAAUUAUGUAUAAAAAAAAAAAGAAGAAGAAAAAAAAACAUUACGGUGUGCUGUUUUAAAGAGUUUUAGACCCAGAACUGUCUCCCUAAUUCUGGUUCCCCACGAGGAGGAAUUUAGUAAAGAGAAACCAAAUCCAAACACUAUCUACCAAAGUCUGUUGCAUCUAACUGCUAAGAAUAAUUUUGUAAUGUAAAUGUGCUCUAAAUUUUUACAUUUGUACUGGCAAAAUCUAAGCUAUAUGUGUGAGUGUGAGUACACAUUUUAUCUUUGUCUCUUACUUUUUUCUUCGUUGUUUGAAUGUAAAUAUUUAAAAAAAAAAAAAACGGGGUGAAAAAAAAGAAGCAAAACGUCUUCAGAUGGAAUCACUGAUACAUUUUCGGGGCAGAGAAACGAACCUUUGCUGUUGCAUUAUAAUGUUGUUUGCCUCCAGUUGUGUUUCAUCUAUAAAUAUUUUCAGUCACAGUGUAACUUUGUACAACUUUUACAGGUAUUUAUUGAUAACUGGGUGAGAUUGUUGCAGGAAACGGAGGACUUUUAACGUGACGGCGGUCAGAACAACGAGGGGGUUUCCGUGUCGAGUCGUACUGCAGCUUUGUUUCUGUUGCCAAAGCCUGAUAGCCAAAGAACACACAAACUUCAGCUCAAGGACUGGGGGGAGAUCGUUCCUUUUUAUUUCUUUAUAAUCACGUGGCUUUCUGCCUCCUUUUUCUAACGUGUUUUACUCUGUGUUGGAAAAAAAAAGAUUCAUGUCAAACAGCCUCAACUGUGUCUUCAGUAAUUUCUCACCACAGCCGCUUGUAAAAAAAAAAAACGUUUCUUUUAGGUAGAUUUGCCUCUGCAUGCUUUAAUCGGACCACAGAUAUCUCCUGGCAUCUUAAAAUGUACACAUUAAUCUGGAUUAUUUUUUUUUUUUCCUGAAAAUGAACACGCUGAGCCUUUUUUAAUACACUCUAACGCUGUCCGACUGUGCAAGACUGGAGCUUAACCAACCGAGCUCAUUCUUUUGCUGUAUUUGUUUUUCCUUUACUUGAAUAUCUCACAAAAAACUGUGCUUCUCUGCAAAGAAUGGCGUUUUGUUCCUUUCAUAUUCUGAAUUCCUUCAGCUGAGCGAAGGUCGCCUCUCGUUAAAUGAGGCUUUAUUUCUCUUUCUCUGAAUGUUUUUAUUUAAACUGUCCUCAUGGGGGUUGUAUUUCUACGGUGAUUUUUAUUUUAUUUUCCAAAUCAGAAUUAUGGUUUUUGGAGUUAUCUGAAUCCCUGAGUAUUUUUAAUUUUUUUUGAUUCAUCCAGGUUCUGCGCCUUACAAAGGUCCCACUAGCCCUAUGAACAUCUGCCACAUUUGGUCGUGUAACAGUCUCUGAAUUUAGCAUUUUUUAGUUUUAGCUUGUUUUGUAAUAAACCAACACAAAGCAAUGCAUAAUUCUGACGCAGCAGGAAAAUGAUGCAAAGGUUUGUUUUGUUUUUACAAAUAAAAAUCUGAAAAGUG